Cynara cardunculus var. scolymus (artichoke) is the source of this 1347-nucleotide messenger RNA. RefSeq lists its product as uncharacterized. NCBI's taxonomy places the organism in Eukaryota, Viridiplantae, Streptophyta, Magnoliopsida, Asterales, Asteraceae. Bases 1 to 1107 code for a protein of 368 amino acids. The transcript is spliced from 3 exons. The record is from RefSeq and is a predicted model, not a curated record.
AUGCGCACAAAACUCAUAAUGCGCACGUUAGCACUGGAACCUGCCACCUCGAACGUUAAAUCGCACCCUCCACCCCGUCUUGACUCCUCCUCAUAUAUGAACGUUUCGCGGCGAUUUCACAUACACGCAAGAGAAGGAGGAGGAGAAGGGGAAAACCCUCGUGAUAAUCUGUCACAAAAUUUGGUUAAAGGGGAAGCAGGGAGAUUGAAAGAGGUUUUGAUGGUACUUUCCGGCAAGAGAAGAGGCGGCGGAGAAAGAGAAGCGGUGGAGGAGGAGGAGGAAGAGAUGGAGAGAUUGAAACCGUUGCACAAUUUUGAUUUGCCGUGCUUGAAGUGGGGGAAUCAGAGGCUUCUUCGAUGCAUGAAGGUGGAUUCCAAAGGUGAGGUGUCGGCCAUGGAUCGGAAACAAUCGUCGGAGAGUGGCGGCGGCAGGGGAGGGGGUUCCGUGAUUGGAACACGGCGGAGGGAGAUGGAGUUAGAGAGAAGGUAUAGAUCAAGUGAUGAUCGGAAGGUGGAGAGUUAUUAUAAGUGUCCUUCGUCGGAGAAAUUGAAGGCGCGAGCCGGAGACGGGGAGAUCGAGGCGACUAGAGAGAAACUGAUGUUCGAUUUCCAGACGGAGGUUGGUAAGAUGAAGGAUGCGAUUCUGAGAGAAAGUUUUGUCGUUCCGCCGCCGGCACCGGCGACAACGACUGCAACGACGUCUACUUCUCCGGCGGAGAGGCCGUGGAAUUUGAGGACUAGACGAGCUGCGUGCAAAGCUCCUUCCUCUUCGAAUGGAGUCAACGGCAAUGGUGAUAUUGUGAAACCUAAUGUUUCUCCGGUGAGAAACGAAUGCAGAUCACCGAAAUCUCGACCUGUCGGUGGUGGCGCCACCGCAACUACCAGUGGCGAGAAGAGAGAGAGACCGAAAUUUUCCAUUACACUUUCUCGCCGUGAGCUGGAGGAUGAUUUCACGGCUAUGGCCGGCCGGCGACUUCCACGUAAGCCGAAGAAACGACCAAGGAUUAUUCAGAAACAAUUGGAUACCUUGUUCCCCGGAUUGUGGUUGACGGAAAUAACCGCCGAUCUGUACAGAGUUCCCGAUGAAAUCGAAACCGGAAAGAGGUAGCAGUGGAGAUUCGCCUGAGGUUGCUGCUGACAACAAUGGCGAAGUAUGAUGAUCAAUAAUUGGAAUGCUUGCCUUCUGAUUUCUGCAAAAUGGGGUUUGAUUUCAAAAUGUUCAAAUCCCCUGACUAGAUCUUGAAUUAAGCUUUAGGUUUUCAACUAAUUUUUGCUUCUUAUAGUCAUGUUUUGGUAUAUAAGUUCCUCUUUCCACUGUUUUUGGUUGUAACAAUAAAAAAUAAAUAAA